This is a messenger RNA of Contarinia nasturtii (swede midge), 1928 nucleotides long. RefSeq names its product FAD-dependent oxidoreductase domain-containing protein 1. Lineage: Eukaryota; Metazoa; Arthropoda; Insecta; Diptera; Cecidomyiidae. The coding region runs from base 235 to 1842 and encodes 535 amino acids. Gene Ontology annotation, molecular function: oxidoreductase activity. The transcript is spliced from 3 exons. The record is from RefSeq and is a predicted model, not a curated record. Gene Ontology annotation, cellular component: cytoplasm.
AAAGAAACAAUUGUGAACUUGUACAAUGAUAAGAUAACUCCUUUUUAUUACAAUAAAUAAAUGACAAGAGUCAACAGCGAUAAUUGUGACAAUUGAUUUCAUUUAAUUAUCAGAUCAAAUCAUUGCACAGUUAAUUUGCUAUAAGAAUCAGAAAAACUACAUUAUCAAUUGCAAAACAAGAUCGACCGUUGUGUAGUGUAAAUGUAAAAUUAAAUAAAAAAAAUUCAUUUAAAAAUGUUUCUAUCCCGUGCUCCAUUUGCUCGUUUAUCACGGCAAUUCCAUCAAACUAUACGAUGUUUAUGCCAUAAAAAGGAUAAAUCUGUGAAUCAAAACAAUUUAUCGUCAGAGGAAACACCAAAGAAGCUCGAAGAUUGGAAAGUUAUUGAUUCAAGUUCAUUGAAAGGGCCGCCACCUGAAGAUCCAAUUAAACGAACGCAUCGCAUAUUGAAAGCGGAUAUUAUGCGACUAAAAAAGUAUAUACCAGGAAUGAAUGAUAAAUCGGUACGUGAAAAUGCAAAAAUGUGGAAGCAUACAUUGCUUGGUGAAGAGGACGGUUUUCCCGAAGAACAAUUUUUCCCAUCGCAUUGCGACAUUGUUGUUAUCGGCGGCGGUGCAAUCGGAUCAUCGAUUGCCUAUCAUUUAAAGGAUAAAGCACGUGAUGGACUUCGUGUUGUCGUCCUCGAACAAGAUAACUCAUAUGAAAAAGCAUCAACCACACUGUCCGUCGGUGGUUUGCGUCAACAAUUUUCACUGGAAGAAAAUAUUUUGAUGUCAUUACAUGCGGCCGACUUUUUACGAAAUGCAAAACAUUAUUUGGGCGAUCAUGUGAAUGUAAAUUUUGUACCACACGGUUAUUUAUUUUUGGCCACCGAAGAGGGUGCCGAACAAUUGGAAAAGAAUUCAACAUUACAAAAUCGUUUAGGUGCCAAAAAUGUAUUGCUCUCACGAAAAAAAUUAAAAGAUCGAUUUCCUUGGCUAAAUGUUGAUGAUAUUGCUUUGGGUUGUUUUGGUUUGGAAAAAGAAGGUUGGUUCGAUCCAUGGAGUUUACUAAUGGGCUUCAAACACAAAGCACAAAGUAUGGGCGCUGAAUACAUAAACGGCGAAGCAGUCAGUUUUGAAUUUCAAAACAAUGAAAACAUUUGCGUUCAAGGCGUACCAGAUGGCGAAUAUGAAUCCACAAAUCAUGUCAUUGUUAAAUUGAAUACCGGUGAAGUAAAACGUAUUACAUUUGCCACAUGUAUAGUUGCAGCUGGUGCUUGGUCAGGACAUUUGGCGAAACUUUUGCGAAUUGGUACGGGCAACGGUAUGCUAUCGGUUCCAUUGCCCGUCGAACCAAGAAAACGUUAUGUGUACACAAUAAAAUCACAAGGUGAAAAUAAGCCAGUGUUUAAUUCGCCGCUGACAAUCGAUCCAAAGACGAGUACAUAUUUUCGAUGUGAUGGAUUGGGUGGAAAUUAUUUAGUCGGACGUAGUCCAUCCCUUGAAGAUGAACCAUCCUGUGAGAAUAUGGAUGUUGAUUAUAAUUAUUUUGAUGAAAUGAUUUGGCCGCAUUUGGCCCAUCGUAUACCAGCAUUUGAAAAUGCAAAAGUUCAAUCGGCAUGGUCUGGUUUUUAUGAAUUUAAUACAUUUGACGAAAAUGGAAUUGUCGGAUUGCAUCCAUAUUAUCAUAAUAUUUUCUUUGCCACCGGAUUCAGUGGGCAUGGUAUUCAACAGGCACCAGCUGUUGGUCGUGCCAUUUCCGAAUUAAUUGUACACGGUGAAUUCACAACCAUCGAUUUAAGUCGACUCAAUUUCGAUAGACUAAUGGUGCAAGAGCCAAUGUUAGAACAGAAUAUAGUUUAAUUUAAAAGAAAAUAAAACGAAAAUUGUAAAUUCAUGCAAAUCGAAUACGUUUAUUGUUAAUAAAUUUUUAAAAUUAUUUCAAUUCA